AACCCCCUCCACAUUAGCAUGGUCAGCAUGACUCAGCAAAACAAGUAUUUUUUUUUUUUAAUUUUUAUUUUUUGCUCCCCUUCCUGAAUAAAUUCCAGAACUUUCCAAGGCUCCCCAUCCCAAUAUAUCAACCAAAAAAAUAAAAAAUUUAACAAAUUAAAAAAGUACACCUACCCAAAUCCACAAAUAAAAUAUUAAGCCUUUGCUAUUUUAGAUGGUUCCUUCCUCCAUCCCUUCUAAACUCUAGAACUUUCUACUCAAAAUUAUAUUUUAAUUAAUAUCAUAGGUUAUAUAAGUUUCUAUUUAAGGGUCCAAUUGUCACACUUUUGAUAUCCCCUCAACCUUAUUAAUCACAUAAUCUCCCCCAACAAAUCAACAGUAACUGCCAAAACCUACCUUCUUCUUUCCAAGCAGAGCUAAAACAGAGCAUGUCUUACUGUCUUCCAAAAAUUAUACAACUUGUUUCUUCAAAUUUCUUCUUCUUUCUCUCAAUUUCUCUUCUUCUAUAUAUACCAAUCAAAGCUUCCUUCUGUUUUUCUCUAAUUUCUAAUUUUUCUCUUUUCUUCCCUUGUCUUUUAAGUUAUUGAUUUUGAUAUUUUCUGUACAAAUUUGAUCAAAUUCAAUCUUGGUUUUUGCUAAAUUCUCUUUCAAUUUAAAGAAUUGAAUUUCAUCCGGGUUUGCUUCAAUUUCAAUUGUUUCACUUCAAUUUGAGUCACAUUGUGACUCAAUCUUUGAAAAAAAUUUGCUUUUUUCUUUGACUAAUCACCAAAAGUAAAGCUUACCCAGAAAAAUUCAACCUUUGAAUUAUAAAUUUCGACUAUGAAUCCGUUAUAUCCAGUUAAAAAAGAGUUCCCAGAAUCGAGCUCAACGACGUUGACAUUUUCCGGCGAGAUUUCAAGGAAUUUUCCGGCACCUCAGCCUAGAGAAGGAUUACAUGAAGUGGGCCCACCUCCAUUUUUAACGAAAACUUAUGAAAUAGUUGAUGAUCCAAGUACUGAUAAUAUAGUGUCCUGGAACAGAGGAGGUCAAAGCUUUGUGGUUUGGGAUCCUCAUGCUUUUGCUUCUGGUUUACUUCCUAGAAAUUUCAAGCAUAAUAAUUUCUCUAGCUUUGUCAGGCAGCUUAAUACUUAUGGUUUUAGGAAGAUUGAUCCUGAUAGAUGGGAAUUUGCAAAUGAAGGGUUUUUAAAGGGGCAAAAGCAUCAACUGAAGAACAUAAGGAGAAGGAAACACUCAUCUAAUCCUAUGUUUUCUCAACAGGGAGUGAUAGACCCUUGUGUAGAGCUAGGAAGAUUUGGGGUUGAUGGUGAAGUGGAUCGAUUGCGACGCGAUAAACAAGUGUUAAUGAUGGAAUUAGUGAAGCUAAGACAACAACAACAGAACACAAGAUCAUUCUUACAAGCAAUGGAACAAAGAUUACAAGCUACUGAGAUAAAGCAACAACAAAUGAUGAGCUUUUUAGCAAGGGCAAUGCAAAACCCUGCAUUUCUCCAACAGUUAGUCCAACAAAAGGAGAAAAGGAAAGAACUUGAGGAAGCAUUAAGCAAGAAAAGGAGGAGGCCUAUUGAUCAAGGGCAAAAGGGUCAUUUACACAGUGGGGAGUCAAGUAGGUAUGCAAGUGUAACAAGUGGUAGUAGUGUACCUUUAGGAAUGGGACAUGUUAAGGCUGAGCCAUUAGACUUUGGUGGUUCUUAUGGGUAUGAUCAAUAUGAUCCUCUUGGUCCGGUUUCUGAGCUUGAGGCGUUAGCCCUUGAGAUGCAAGGGUAUAGUAGGGGAGGGACCGAGCUGGGGGAGGAAGAGCGUGGUGGUUUGGACCAAUUUGAAGGUGAUGAUAAAGAACUCGAUGAGGAAUUUUGGGAGGAGUUACUAAAUGAAAGGGUUAAGGCUGCCGCCUCUAGUGAUCAAGGAGGCGAAGAGCAGGAGGAUGUGAAUGUGCUAGCUGAUAGAUUGGGGUACUUAGGUUCAAGCCCCAAGUAGAUGGUUCAUUUCUAUGGUAGGAUCUUAAUUAGUUGGUGCUUGCUUAAUUAAUCAUAUUUUCCAUGUUUUUGUGUAGCUUGAUGUGUUUGUUUCAUUUACAGGAGAGGGGGAAGAACCAAUCUGCAGCCAACAAUAACUAUUUAGAGGAAGAUUUAAACUGCUUUUCAAGUCUUUUUCUAAUGAUUCCUCUCUUUGUUUUUCGGUUCAAGUCUUUCGACUUGUCGAAUGUUCCUUCUCAUUUGUGUUUACAUAUUGUAGGAAUGCAGGAAUAUUUCAGAAUGUAGAAGCUAAGUUGAAGUUAUUUGCACCAAAAUUGUGCAAAGAUUGAUUGGAUGAAGUUCAAAUCGAAAAGAGCUUGCUGUGCCAACAAAUCAACAAGAUUGAGAACAUGGUAGUUUAAUUUCUGGUUGAAAAUUUUUAAAGUUUUGUGGCUUUUGGUCAGGGUUCAGCUGGGGAAUCCUGGUUUAUUCACUGCCUUGUAAAUUGCAAGUAUCACACACCAGUCAUUUCUUUUUCCACAAUGUCCCUAUCACCCCCAUUAGUGAUUAGACCCCUAACACUUUCUCUCCUUCCACCCCUUCCCCCUACACCACAUCCCCACUGCUGCUGCUGUUUUCGACGUGUUUUUUUUUAUUCGAAAAGAGUUUGAUGGAAGUUUUUUCACAAGCCCAUGAGGGGAUGAACAAAAUCCACGUGUUAUCCUUUGGGCAUGGACUUGUUCGUCUAGCACCCUAGCUUAUGGGGCAUAUUGUUAUAUGAAUAAGACCUAUGUAGUGGCCAUGGGUCUUAUAUGUUUCCCCAUGGGUUUGUUGGAGAAAAAACUCUUGUCGAUCCCCUUGUAUUUACUUUUUUGAAAAAGUUGUCGAGAGAUGGUUGCAGUGAGGAUGCCAAGUGCUCACUAAGUCAAGGACUUGGCUACAAUUGUGGAGGGGGAGUGUGACCUUUGUCCGCGGGUGGGGGCCUUGGGUGUGAGUCUGCGAGAUGGUGAUUUGCAAGGGAGAGUUGUGGUGGUGAUGAGGGACUGGUGAGAGGGGAAUUGUGGUGGGGAAAAUUUUGGAGAGGGGGGAUGUAAGAUGAUAUUAGCUGUUGAGUUUUACCUAGUGCACAAAACUCUACAUUACCACAUUGAGAGAAAAGGAUACCUCUAGUAGCCAAGAUUAGAAGAUGUAUCAAAUGUCAAUGUUAUAGGGGUGAAACUAGAAAUUAAAUGAGUGUAUCGUAUAUAACUUGUUCAGUAUUCCCAAAUUACAUUAAAGCCAAUUAUCUGUAAAGUUGACUAUUAUAUGAUUUGGGGUGACUAAACAUGUUGUAUACGAUACAUUUUACGUUACAAAUGUACUGAAAAUUUGAGAGGAUUAGGGAUAGCAAAGCAAGCAAAUUUACCCCAACUUUUUAUAGAAUUUGUGGGGGCUAUGAUUCCUUGUUGCUCUCCUUAGUAAAGAUUUUUAUUUAAAAUCCAAUAAUAAUCAAUAUAUAGUGGAUUACAUUAGCUGCUAACACUGCAAGUACUACAUAAUAACAGGUGUGUUAUUAAUUAUUAUCUAGGAAGACCAAAUCUUCCUAAAUUUUAGAAUUCGAUUUAGUCAAUGGUAACUAGUAUAGACUAUAUCUUACUGUUCAAUGAAUUUAAAAUUUCUAAACUAAUCUUUGUAUUAAGUACACUGCUAAAUUCGUUUGACUUUGACUUACUAGAGAUGGAAAGGUGACAGAUUAGUAGCUAUUUGUAAUCAUAAACAACUCCUUUCAAGGCCUUUGUCAAAUUCUUUGCAAGAUGGUUGAUUUGAUUUGGUUGUAAACAUUAGUCUCCCGCGUUUUUAUAUUUAUAACUCCAUUAUUAUAAAAUAAAUCGAGUUGUUAACUAGAUAUUUAACGCAGGUUAAUUAUAUAGUCUCUUUUUAUCGUAAUUACACUUGUCAUUGUCAAAGUGAGUAAUUCACUAUAAUAUUGAUUUAAAUUCAUUAGAAAUUAUUUCUAGCAAAUUCAUAUUGUUGUGCCAUAUUUGGUUGAAGAACAAAUAUUAGAGGUUUGACGAAUGAAUUCAAUGUUCAUUCAUUUACUAUGGAGAAUCAAACCAUUCAAAUGAAUUGAUAUAGACAUGUAGGGAGGAUAAGAUGUAAAGACUUAGUAAUAUUUAGAUGUUGGCAAACAUGAAUCAACUUAAAAAAAUGCACGGGAUGAACUUACAAUGUCUAUCACUGAAAAAUGAUUUAUAAAACGAUGUCCAUAUGUAGCCUAUUACUCUAUUAGGCUUAGGCAGUGAGGCACGGAGUGAAUCCUAAAGUCAAUAAAAAAGAAAUAUUAUUCUGUAGUUCGUACUACAUAAUCUAGCAAAAUCAAGGAAGAAUACCUAAAACUUUUGUGGAAUUUGCUGAUAUCUAUAGCCAAAUUCCAAUUCGCAGAAGUAUAUCACAACCAUUUGGAAAAAGGAUAAAAAAAAUAAAAUUUUAGCAGGUGAAAAAACUGGUCCAAACAAGCUAGUAAAACCAACAAAAAUGGAUCCAUACCCAAAAAAAAAAAAAAAAAAAAAAAAGUACACCAACAAAAAUGGAUUGGGCCUUGUAAUUGACCAAAUCCACAAAAGACAAUCUCUUAUGGGCCACCCACUAGGCCCGUGAUCUGUAACUUGAAUUGGGCCCGGCCUAGCAACUUAGAAAAUGUUGGACACGUUCACAUUUACAGAGUUACUACUUGGCCUUGAUUAAUAUUUGGGUUUGGAUAUGAUUAUUUUUGUUCUAGAUUCGGAUUAAAUUGUCAUCCCGUUACCAACUCUUUUCAAUAAUUAGAGGAGACAUUGUGGCCUAUGUUUUUGACUCCCUUUCGAUAUAUUACGAUCAUGUGUCAAGGUAUAUUCCAUAAUUUCGAUUGAUGCCUUUGUCUAAUGCAUGUGCUAGUUAGAGCUAAUUUGUGGCGGUCUCGGACUUUCAAAUUGACAUUGAGUUUGCUACUUAUAAGAUUUAGAAUUUCAUCAUGCUCAAGAGAUGAUUUUUGAGUUCAAUUCAGGCACGUACGCUUCAUCUUUUCGACAGGUUGGUGUAAAGUUGUUAACUAUCAAGUGACCCUCGCAACGAACUAGGGAGGGAGAGCUAGCUAAUAAUAAGCAUAUCGAUCUCUGAUCCACUUGAGACCCUGUUCUUUUGAGUUGUUCUGCUCUGCUCUACUGAAAUCUGCUUUGCUCUGCUCUGCUCUGCUCUGCUCUGUCAGAAGCUCAAAAGAAUAGGACCUUACUUGACCGCAGAUGAUUAAUAGUAUGAUCAUAUUAGUUCAUCAUAUAACAAACAUUAUACAUACUUCGUACUAUAGUUAGUGUGUUCUUUUCUUUUUGAUAAUCUAAAAAGGAGUUGUUUUGAGACUCUUAUUAAUUACUAUAAGCCUAUAAUAUAAGGUCAAUAGUAGUUAGGUUAUCAGUUACUCUCGCUGCAUUUUAGCCUAGGUGUGUAGUAAAUUGUAACAUUGAAGAAGCAUAUUAUGCAUUGCGUAGUUAAAUGUUGUACUGUGUUUGACCAUUUACUUGCUUAGUUUCUUAGUGCAUAUACUCUCCCUUUUUUAGUUGUAACUACUGUGUGGCUCGGACAAUAUUACACAUACUUUUAUCAUCAAUUAUCUUAUGUUUAGCUAAUGAUAUCAUGCAUGUAAACCUAUUUGAUUAGAGGUACGUAUAAUGUUAUUGUUAAUCUCUGGAUAUAUCAAAUAAUUAGCUACAAUUCUUACAAAGGCCAACAUGUAGACUCGUAAAUAUACAUUUAAUGACAACCAACUUAAAGAAAUUUCAUUCUUUAUUUUUUUAUUUUUUUAUUUAUUUUUUUAUUUUAUUUUUUAUUUUAAG
This is a messenger RNA of Chenopodium quinoa (quinoa), 5797 nucleotides long. RefSeq names its product heat stress transcription factor A-2c-like. Gene Ontology annotation, cellular component: nucleus. The transcript is spliced from 3 exons. Gene Ontology annotation, molecular function: RNA polymerase II cis-regulatory region sequence-specific DNA binding; DNA-binding transcription factor activity. Gene Ontology annotation, biological process: regulation of transcription by RNA polymerase II. NCBI's taxonomy places the organism in Eukaryota, Viridiplantae, Streptophyta, Magnoliopsida, Caryophyllales, Amaranthaceae. The record is from RefSeq and is a predicted model, not a curated record. Bases 820 to 1974 code for a protein of 384 amino acids.